AUGACGCUUCCUACGGCUUUUGCAGAGACCACGCGGUUUUCCACGUCCAGCGCAGAGAUGCGGAUCCGCGUGCUCAACCUGUAUAGACGGUAUUUGAGACAUUCGCGCAACUUUGUCAACAACUACGACCUGGACGUGCCUGCUUCCCAGGUCAAGACGAAGAUCCGUCAGGAGUUCGAAAGACAGCGGUUUGUGAACGACCUGGCCGUGCAGAACGUGCUAUACAUGAAAGCGCAAAUGGAGUUCCAAGAGCUGGUGAACUUCUGGAAACAGCAAUGCCACGUGAUGAUGUACUUUGAGCCGUUCAGCUCGUACGACAACACUGCCAACGACUCCUUCAUCGACAAGUUCCUCAAGGGAGCCAGCUAG
This is a messenger RNA of Ogataea angusta, 369 nucleotides long. RefSeq lists its product as uncharacterized. The record is from RefSeq and is a predicted model, not a curated record. The transcript has a single exon. Bases 1 to 369 code for a protein of 122 amino acids. NCBI's taxonomy places the organism in Eukaryota, Fungi, Ascomycota, Pichiomycetes, Pichiales, Pichiaceae. Gene Ontology annotation, biological process: response to oxidative stress.